This is a messenger RNA of Arvicanthis niloticus (Nile rat), 2125 nucleotides long. The record is from RefSeq and is a predicted model, not a curated record. NCBI's taxonomy places the organism in Eukaryota, Metazoa, Chordata, Mammalia, Rodentia, Muridae.
CGUCCGAUCUGUGUGCCGCCUCUGCUCCUCCGUUCCCGGGUCCCUGUGGCCUUGGGAUCACAGAGCCGCCACUGUCACCUGUUACAGAGUUGCAGUGCGUCAAAGCAGGAUGGGUGCAAAAAAGAAAAGAAAAAGAAAAAUGACUCGAACGUGUACUGCGCAGUCCACAGGCCUCGGCCGUGCUCCGUCCUCUAGGAAAGGGGGAAAGGCUGGCUCCCUUCCGCUUUAGGACCGCAAACUUCUCAGGGCUUCACAGAGUCAGGAGAACGAAUCUUCCCCUCACGAUCCCAUGGCCGGAAGCUAUGGUGUGAUGGCUGACGACGGGUCUAUUGACUACACAGUCCAUGAGGCCUGGAAUGAAGCCACCAAUGUUUACUUGAUAGUUAUCCUUGUUAGCUUUGGUCUCUUCAUGUAUGCCAAGAGGAAUAAAAGGAAAAUUAUGAGGAUAUUUAGUGUGCCCCCCACAGAAGAGAUGUUGUCAGAGCCCAGCUUCUAUGACACAGUGAGCAGAAUUCGCUUAAGACAACAGGUGGACGCACAUCCUGUUUCAAGAAAAUACGAGUAUCAACAGCCACAAAGCCAGGCUGAUAGUGUGCAGCUCUCGUUGGAAUGAAACUUGAGACUGAGCAACAGGAGUGAUUGUGGUGCAGUAUGAGAAGCAAGUUCUUCACCCCCUCUACUAAAUCACGAACGGCAUUCAGGAAGCUUGGCCUACUGUUCCCCUGUCCAAAGCCUUCACUUGUUGCUUCUUCUAGGGCUUUCUGCAUAAAUGCAAACAUGCGUCUUAGAAGGAAAAUGCUUUGUGACUAGAGAUGAGGUCUUGCCCCUUUGAGAGCAGUGAUGUCUUCAGGAUACAGUGAAACAUACAAGCAUGUCUUCGGAAGCAAGAAUCCUAGAGUUAAUGUCACUUUAGAAUAUUUGUAUAGAGUUAAAACAUGAAAUUCUAGCUGUGGGGGUAGUUUGCUCUUAGGACGUAGUCUAUAAUGAUAUUUAACAUUGGUAGCAGGCUAAUUCGUGUUGCUUCUACAAUUGUUCCUGGCUCUUUGAGUGACCUUUCCUUCAAGACUUGUAUGACACACAAGGACUUUACAGUCUCUUCUGCACCAUGAAGCUUAUCCCAGCUGCUACUUGUGGAUACUUUCUGUAUCUGGGUUUGUCUCCCUUUGAUUGUAUUUCCAAAAUUGUUAUUUUGUUUCUGAUUCCACAUUUCCCUUGCCUCCCUAGGGCUCCUUGAGGCCAUACUGUUAGACAAGGAGAAGUCUCUGUCUUGCUGUCGGCGCCCCCUCACGUUCCCAUGGUUUCCCCAUCCCUGUUGAUGGUUACAGCAGUGUCUUCUGUUGCUUAAAGCUUUGCUGAAAACCCAGCUGCCUCGCACCGUUUUGUACUAUACAAUGGAAACCCAAUGUUUCACGUUUAUUCUUACAAAAGCUGGUUGGAGGUAGUAGUAGAAGCAAGUUGAAACUCAAUCUGAAAGACACAGUCCUACUGCCUUGAUGAGUACAAGGGUCUCUAGAGAAACCAGAGCAGAGGGAGACAGAACAGGAGAAAGUGGACCACAGGAGGACACACAUCACAGUUUGCUUUAAGUGUUACUGAGUUAACAGAUGAUCCCUGAACUAUGAAUCUGUAAGGCAGACCACCUGCAGCCUGUUAGAAAGCAAACAGCUAAAAGACAAGCACUCACUGAGCUACCUUCAGCUGUGGCCCACCACAACAUUAUAGUUUGAUUUCUGCCAAUCUGAACAAAAGAACAAAAGUCAAUACUCCAGCAGACAUUGACAGAGCCAAGGGACUCUGCACUAUAUUGUUCUUUGUGACUAGAUAAAACACGUAGCAAGAAUCGGAAGAACAGGCGAAUGAGACCCAUGGUCAAGAGGAGAAGCAUCAAUAUAAAUGGGAUUUCAAAAUGUCCCAUAUGUGAAAUCAACAGGCAGGGACCUAAAAGCAGCUGCUACGAGCAUGAGAUUAGGAUUGGAGUAACAGCCCAGAAAUGUAAGGAAUCUAGUGAUAUUAGUCCAAUCUUCAGGGUUACUAGCGUUAACUCAGGUACAAAUAGAGGAAGAUUUGGGGCAGAACAGAAGCAGUCUCAACACCUGCACAUACAUGUACAUACAUCAUAUAUGUG